Messenger RNA from Spodoptera littoralis (African cotton leafworm), 1074 nucleotides. The record is from the annotation of a GenBank genome assembly. Lineage: Eukaryota; Metazoa; Arthropoda; Insecta; Lepidoptera; Noctuidae.
AUGUUCCACAAAAUGGUUCCAACGUGUAAUUUUGCCAGACGAAUGUAUUCAGCAGCUGCUGGAAAAGUUAAAGCACAGAAGUAUGUCCUUACAAAGUAUUUUCAAGGGGAACCGAAGAAAUCUGAUUUCAAAAUUGUCGAAGAGGAACUUCCGGAGUUAAAAGAAGGGGAAGUACUGGCGGAGACUGAAUAUAUAAGUGUAGACCCAUACAUGAUGAUAUACAUGAAUAGCCGUAAACUACCUACGGAUAUGAUCGGUGGACAAGUAGCAAAAAUUAUAUCGAGUCGGAACCAAAAAUAUCCUGUUGGGAAAUACGUAUCAGGAUAUUUCGGAUGGCGCACACAUGCUAUUCUUAACCCUGAUGCCCGUAUUACUCAACCUGGUUUUGUACCAGUCACAGUUGUGCCUGAUUUAGGAACACAUUCUGUUUCCCUCAGUUUAGGAGUCCUCGGUAUGCCAGGAAAUACAGCAUACUUCGGUAUAAGAGAGAUUAUUAAGCCUAAACCUGGUCAGACAAUUGUAAUUUCUGGCGCAGGUGGUGAUGUUGGAUCACAUGUGGGACAAAUUGGCAAAAUAGUGGGUUGUCACGUUGUUGGCUUUGCGGGAAAUGAUGAAAAAUGUGAAUAUUUAGAAAAAGAACUAGGCUUUGAUCGCGCUUUUAACUAUAAAACCGUCGACAUCAGAGCUGCUCUUAGAGAUAGUUGUCCUAAAAAAGUGGAUUGUUACUUUGAUAACGUGGGCGGUGAAAUUAGUGCAACCAUAAUGGAUCACAUGAACAAAUAUGGAAGAGUCGGUGUCUGUGGCACUAUUUCAUCGUACAGUGAGGAGACACUACCAAAAGUAACGAUUAUGCAACCAGUAAUCGUUUCCAAGGAAUUGACAGUAGAAGGAUUUAACGUAAACCGUUGGACCGAUCGGUGGAAUGAAGGAAUCCUAAAGAAUUUGAACUGGCUUAAUGAAGGAAAAUUAAAGUAUCACGAGAAAGUGUACCAUGGUUUUGACAACAUGGUAGAUGCUUUCGUGGGUAUGCUGAGAGGAGAUAAUAUAGGGAAGGCUGUCGUUAAAGUUAAAUAA